Messenger RNA from Nicotiana attenuata, 2311 nucleotides. RefSeq lists its product as uncharacterized. The record is from RefSeq and is a predicted model, not a curated record. NCBI's taxonomy places the organism in Eukaryota, Viridiplantae, Streptophyta, Magnoliopsida, Solanales, Solanaceae. Gene Ontology annotation, molecular function: protein binding. The transcript is spliced from 2 exons. The coding region runs from base 138 to 2099 and encodes 653 amino acids.
AACACUUUGCUGACUAAGGUUAACUUGUGAAAAUGAAACCCUACCUGCCCACUAGCCAGGAAAUUAAUUAAUUAAAACUAAUAAAACUACAACCUGCCGUAGAAAUUAACAUUCUCUGACUACUCAGAAAGCUAGCAAUGAACUCCCACCCCUCAAAGAAAACAGCUGCCAUUAACUUCAACAUGACAUGCAACAGUACUAGUUGCUUGUUAUGCACCAUUAUUGAAACACAUACAUCUGUACGAAGAAAAUUAAUAGCUCAAUGCUUCAAAGAUUUGCCUCUUCUCAGAGAUGAUAAAAACCUUGUCAUCACCUUAAGAUGCCUCUGGAAUAUUGCUCUGGCUCAACCAGACGACCCUGAAUUUCCAUAUCUCGGCAUUUUUAAUUGCAUGACUAGACUUCUCAACAGGUGCAUCCGUGACCAAAAAUGGCUUUCGAGUGGCAAAAACGUGUAUGUUCCUUACUAUGCAGCUCACAUUAUUGGCUCCUACACCAUGAAUAAAUCUCGAUUUUCUGUAUUGGCUGUUAAAUCAGCUGUAAUUUCGCCAUUAAUAGAGCUUUUAAGAGGAAAGAUAACAUGGGUCGAGCAAAGAGUAGCUGUUAGAGCACUUGGUCACAUUGCCAGACAUAGAAGAACAUUUGAAGACAUUAAAGUCUACGAAACGGAAAUCAUAAAGCUAGCUAUGGACAUAGUUUCGAAAUGCAUUCAAACUAUUUACACUGAAUUUGUUAUCAAGAAAAGUGAAAAUAGAGUAGAAUAUCAUCGUCAUUUGAUGAUAAAAGGUCUAGGAGGAUUUGAAAUGGAGAAUAGAAAAGCAGAGUCUUGGGCUUGCCAAAUGCAAUGUUGGUCUCUUUACCUUCUCAACUGCUUUGUUAGAAAGAAAAGAAGCAUCAAUUUGAUAUGCAAAGAAGAAUUUCUCAAGAAAUUAUGUGCUAUAUGGGGUGGAUUACAGAACCAGAAUUCUUUCUCUGGCAUUGGCCUGAUCAAAAGUCUACGCCACAGUGAAAUAGGUCGAAGAAAUAUAGCACAAUCAGAAGAAAUUGUAGCAAGUAUUUGUAAUAUCUCUAGAUCUUCAGACGAAUGGCAAUUAUGGGCAAUUGAAAGUCUUUUAUUACUUCUCAAAGAUCAAAAUACAAGAAGCGUAGUAAGAAACAUUGCCGCUCCUUUUCUUGCUGAUUUAGUAGAGCUUAGAACUGUUAAAGGUAGAAGAAAAAUGGGUGACGUGAUAACGCAAGUAAUCUUACAAGAUUAUGCAAAAAUAAAGUAUGGUCAAUUGAGUUUCACCAGAAAAGGAUCACAAAAGGCUAUUGAAGAGAUUUGGGAGUUGAAAGUAGAAAAAAGGAAAAGGGAUAAAUUAAUGUCCGAAGAAGAAGUAAGGGAAAGAGAGCUUUUGGUUGCAAUAUUAAAACGUGAAGGAAAUAGGAAAUUUUGGUCAGCUGAUAUUGAAGAAGCCGUAAACAAAUAUACAAAGGCUCUGGAUUUGUGCCCACUUAAGUUAAGAAAAGAAAGGAUUGUUCUUUAUAGUAAUAGAGCUCAAUGUCAUUUAAUUCUAGGAGAAGCAGAGUUAGCUAUUAGUGAUACAACUCGAGCACUAUGUUUAUCAGGUGAAAUGAGGCCUCAUAUUAAGAGUCUGUGGCGAAGGUCACAGGCUUAUGACAUGAAAGGAUUGGCUAGAUUAAGUUUAAUGGAUUGCUUGAUGUUCAUUAAUGAACGUAGCAAGUUCAAUAAUGGAAACAGAAGCAGCAAAAGGAAGAUACCUUACUGUGCAAUGUGCAUGUUGAACAAACAGAUAACAGCCACGUGGAUUUUUGCGGGUGUCGCUAAGUCAAUGGAAGAUGACAUUAAUGACGAUGGAACGCAUAAAUCCAGGGACGCCCAGCAUGUCUUUGCAGGUGCAAAAAUGAAAGGGAAGACAGAAGCAAUUUUAAAAAGCAUGCGUACCCACGGGAACGACAAGGAGGAGCGGCUCUUGAAAAAGGGACGGCUUUGGAGAAGGCUGAAUAGUACAAGUCGGAGAAGCAAAGGCGUUAUUGAACCAUUGCUGAAACGUUUCAAAGGAAGGAAAAGCGUAGAUGUACAAGAAAAAAAAGUCAAAUAGUCUUUUGUUCCCCAAGGAAACUAAAGUUGGAGCUAUUUAAAUAGUCCAACCAGUUUGAUUUUAGAGAAGCUCAUGUUCAAUUGCCAAUUAAGAAUAUUCUCUAUUUAGAUAGUCUAAUGUCCACUUGAACACUAUUCAACUUUCAGUCAAAUUCUUAUAACCGACAUAAGCUUGCGGUUUUUUUUAUAAGGUUUUGGGGAAACAAAAAUCAC